Molecule: messenger RNA, 1329 nt
Organism: Eleginops maclovinus (Patagonian blennie)
Lineage: Eukaryota; Metazoa; Chordata; Actinopteri; Perciformes; Eleginopidae
Gene: aig1
Product: androgen-induced 1 (H. sapiens)
Exons: 6
Coding region: 178-879 (233 amino acids)
Cellular component (GO): endomembrane system; membrane
Source: RefSeq, a predicted model, not a curated record
UCUGCAGAGCGAGGACAGGCGCAGACAGGGAGGUGAACACAGGCCAGGACAACAUUAAAUAAUACCACACACACACACAGGAGUACACAGGUGCACUGUGGAAACCCUGCACACACACACACACCCACACACACACACACCACACACCACACACACACACACACACACACACAGAUCAUGGCGCUGAUCCCCUCGCAGGUCCUCCGGAUCGCCAUCCUGCUGUCCUACUUCUCCAUCCUCUGCCACUACAAAGCCCUGGACAUGCCGGCGCACCAGACCUACGGAGGCAGCUGGAAGUUCCUCACCUUCAUCGACCUGGUGAUCCAGGCGGUGUUCUUCGGGCUGUGUGUCCUCAUCGACAUCUCCAGUCUGCUGACUAAAGGAGGCGACAGCAGGGAGCAGGAGAGGCAGCUCCGGAAGCUCAUCGGCCUCAGAGACUGGAUGAUGGCCGUCCUGGCCUUCCCUGUCGGAGCGUUCGUGGUGUUCACCUUCUGGUCUCUGUACCUGUACGACAGAGAGCUGGUUUACCCCCGCCUGCUGGACAACUUCAUCCCUCAGUGGCUCAACCACGGCAUGCACACCACCGUCCUGCCCUUCAUCAUCAUCGAGAUGCGGACCACCCGCCACAGAUACCCCAGCAGGUCGUGGGGUCUGGCCGCUGUGUGCUGCUUCGGCAUCGGAUACAUCCUCUGGACGUGUUGGGUGCAGCAGGUGACGGGGGUGUGGGUGUACCCGGUCCUUGAACGCAUCACUCCUCUGGCUCGGCUCCUCUUCUUCAGCGCGAUGACCGUCGUGAUCUGUGUUUUCUACACACUCGGAGAAAUCCUCAACACCUACAUCUGGGACCAGACACACACAGGAAAAGUGAAAGGUGAGUGAUCUCCUCCAGAGGACCAGUCUAACCCCACCCCCCUCUCCACCAGGGCAGCACAAGAACAGAAAACAAGCGACCUCUCCGGAAGUGGGAAAAAAACAAAACAUUUACCUUUGGACUGUAAGCGACAACAAGAAUACCAUAGAAGAAGAGCGAAAACUAAACAGCAGCUAAAUGUAAAUACAGAGAAGAAGGGAAAGAAGGCGUCUCUUGAUUUUACAUGAUUGUGUUUUAAGUGGCAAAAACAUCUGGACACACACACACACACACGGUACUUGUAAUCUGCUUUUCUGGUAUGAACUACUUUUAAUUCCUCAGCUUCUGUGAACCGACUGAAUAAUGUGUUAACUCUUCUUUGUUAUUAUUAUUGUUGUUCUUCUAAUAAGACACACUACGUACUGUAUGGGAGGAGCUUAAUGUUGGUACAAAAUCAAUAAAUCUUGAGUGGAAAACUU